Molecule: messenger RNA, 1067 nt
Organism: Syngnathoides biaculeatus (alligator pipefish)
Lineage: Eukaryota; Metazoa; Chordata; Actinopteri; Syngnathiformes; Syngnathidae
Product: alpha-synuclein-like
Exons: 6
Coding region: 232-612 (126 amino acids)
Biological process (GO): synaptic vesicle endocytosis; synapse organization; chemical synaptic transmission
Cellular component (GO): cytoplasm; neuronal cell body; axon terminus
Molecular function (GO): cuprous ion binding
Source: RefSeq, a predicted model, not a curated record
CUGCUGACAUGCAAAUUUAUCAUGCAUUAGGGGAAAAAACACAUUUAUCCAUGUUUAUAAACGGCACCUAAUUUGUUUUUUUUAUGGCUAACGAAAGAUGUAUAUAUAAAAAAGACCCCCACCUAUUAAAAAAAGAUAAUCGUAAAGAACGGCGCUCACCGAUUGGGAGUUUCUACAGGUGGUUAGGAUCUACAUCCGCGUACUUGGGAAGAGUGCCAGGAGAGGCCUGACAUGGAAGCGCUGAAGAAAGGACUGAACAAAGCCAAGGAAGGAGUGGCGGUGGCGGCCACCAAGACCAAGCAGGGAGUGAGCGGCGCGGCUGAGAUGACCAAGGAUGGGCUGCUGUACGUCGGCACUAAGACAACAGAUGGCGUCACAACAGUUGCCGGUAAAACAGUGGAGGGGGUGAGUCAGGUGAGCGGAGCAGUGGUUUCCGGGGUGGCCACAGUAGCCCAGAAAACAGUGGCGGGGGCGGGCAACAUCGUGUCCGCCACGGGAUUGGUCAAGAAGGAUCCCGCCAAACCAAGUGACGAAAAUUCGGCUACCCUAGAUGCGGCCGGGUCACCGGUGGAUACCAGCACCAGCGAGGCCACAGAGGACGACACAGACUGAACAUGUUUUAAGAUGGAUUAUCGGAACAUUCCAUUUAUCUGCCAAGUCCCGUCGUGCCUCGUCUUGGUUUUCUAUGACGUCCGUGCGUGUGCUUGUGUUUGUGUGUAUCUAAAAUUGUUGUACCGAAAGAUGUUGGAUGUUUGUAUUGUGUGUGCGUGUGUGUCUUUCGCACAUCAGCAAAUGGACCUCAGGUGUCUUGUUGUUUUGUAACAUUGAUAAUGCAACGUUAGUAUCGCUGUGUGUGCGUGCGCGUCAGUAAAUAGCACAUGGAAGUAGACCACAAUUAAAACCACCUCGCGAUAUGAACAAUGACAUUUUUCUCUAUUUUUGCUAUAGGGUCCAUUUGUUUGUCCAUAUUGUAUUUUCAUCAUGAAAUCGAAACACAAGAGUAUGGAUGAUGUCAUAUUGGAAUUUAGAUGUUGAAUAAAAUGUGUUUAAGAACUGUAUAUGGCCCA